AUGCCAGCCACAAUCAGAGCAAAGUUCCUGCCUUUUGGAGCUCGCAGACCUACCUUCAUCCGGUCUCUACGUGUCGAGCAGCGUGGGUUUGCCCAAGCCGCAAACCCCGGGAGCAUACCUGCAGAAAAUGAUACGCCUUUCACAAUACCCAUUGCAGAAGAGAGCUUUCGAACAUACAAUUUCGAUCCGCCGCCAUAUUCUGUCGAAACAACGAAAAACCAACUCAAGCAGCUUUAUCGUGACAUGACAACAAUAAGGCGUAUGGAGCUAGCUGCCGAUCAAUUGUACAAAGAGAGAAAGAUCCGUGGCUUCUGUCACCUGUCGACUGGACAAGAGGCAGUUGCAGUCGGGAUCGAGCACGCAAUCAGCAAAGAAGACAAACUUAUCACCGCAUACCGCUCUCACGGGUUCACAUAUAUGCGCGGCGGUACAAUCAAAUCAAUCAUCGGCGAACUCCUCGGUCGCCGGGACGGGAUAGCGCAUGGGAAAGGUGGAUCGAUGCACAUGUACUCCAAAAGCUUCUUUGGUGGAAAUGGUAUCGUAGGUGCGAACGUGCCACUCGGGGCUGGAAUAGCGUUUGCCCAGCAGUAUGACGAGACAGGUAACGUCACAAUUAAUCUGUAUGGCGACGGAGCCGCGAACCAAGGACAGGUUCACGAAGCCUUCAACAUGGCGAAGUUGUGGAAUCUGCCUGUCAUGUUCGGCUGCGAGAACAACAAGUAUGGAAUGGGGACGUCUGCCGAAAGAGCUUCUGCCAUGACGGAGUACUAUAAACGGGGUCAUUACAUCCCUGGUCUUCGGGUGGAUGGGAUGGACGUUCUAGCUGUAAUGGCUGCAGUCAAACAUGGGCGUGAUUUCGUCAAAAGGGGCAAUGGUCCCCUCGUCUAUGAGUAUGUCACUUAUCGAUUCGCCGGUCACUCUAUGUCCGACCCUGGAAUUGCCUACCGUACUCGAGAGGAAAUGCGAAAAAACCGUGCAAAUGAUCCGCUUACAUACUUGAAGACGAGGUUGGUGGACUGGGGCAUUAUGACGGAAGAUGAAGCCAAGGCUGUCGAAAAGGAAGUGAAAAGGAUGAUCAAAGAGGAAGUCGAACAUGCCCAGCAGAUGCCCGCUCCGGAGGCAAGACUUGAUGUUUUGUUUGAAGACAUCUAUGUACCCGGCAGCGAACCUGCGCAGAGGCGAGGCAGGACAGUUGAUGAGACUUGGUAUUAG
Molecule: messenger RNA, 1212 nt
Organism: Penicillium mononematosum
Lineage: Eukaryota; Fungi; Ascomycota; Eurotiomycetes; Eurotiales; Aspergillaceae
Exons: 4
Coding region: 1-1212 (403 amino acids)
Biological process (GO): pyruvate decarboxylation to acetyl-CoA
Cellular component (GO): intracellular membrane-bounded organelle
Molecular function (GO): pyruvate dehydrogenase (acetyl-transferring) activity
Source: RefSeq, a predicted model, not a curated record